Molecule: messenger RNA, 3028 nt
Organism: Strongylocentrotus purpuratus (purple sea urchin)
Lineage: Eukaryota; Metazoa; Echinodermata; Echinoidea; Camarodonta; Strongylocentrotidae
Gene: traf7
Product: E3 ubiquitin-protein ligase TRAF7
Exons: 20
Coding region: 310-2490 (726 amino acids)
Biological process (GO): ribosomal large subunit assembly; Notch signaling pathway
Cellular component (GO): nucleolus
Molecular function (GO): protein binding
Source: RefSeq, a predicted model, not a curated record
UAAUUAGUAGGAAGGUGAACCAUGGAGAGGAUUCAAGGUCUUGACCGUACACAAAAGGAACCGACGUGAAACUCAGUUGGUGGGACGUGGGUGAUUGUUUUCACGUACUUUCUGCAACACCUUUCUUAGGGGGAAGUGACAAAUUUAAAGUCAAAUUAUCUGAGUUAGAGUCAUUUGAGUACCCAGCACGACUCCAUAAUGUUGUUAUAAGCCAUCGAUGAUAGUCAGCUGUAUAGCCUAGGAAGAACUCUGUAUUGUAUUGAAGGAUAUUUUAGUGACAUUUUUAGGGUAGCCACUGAGUUUGUCCCAAUGGAGAUGCUUGAAUUUGAGUUUGAUUUUGAUACUGAACCGGAUCUGAAUAGAAGUGCCUACACGUCUUUCAAGAUGGCGACCUCGUCCGUGGAUUCUGGGAACGAACUAGAAGAGGAGGUUCGAGGCCUCAGCGUUAACAGCUCCCGGAGUUCCUCCCCGAAAGAACAGAAUUCUCUCAGUGUAUCUUCACCAUCAAAUGCUUCAACGAUCGCCUUGACAACACCAAUCAACAUACCCCUCUCGGGAGGUAGCAUUAAUUUCAGUGGAGAUAACAACUCAUUGGCCCCACCCUCACCUACUUUUAAAAACAGAAGCUCCUCCAGUGCCUCUUACAAUGAGGAUAUGGACAGUGCACGAGGAGCACCCAAGCAGAUGUCGACCCCCCUUAGCUUUGGGAAGUUUGCUUUGAACCAUUCUUCCAUAGCGCCAGCACCACCCAAACCUCAAAGAAUGACCAGUCCGCAGGAGGAUGAGAUUGAGGCCCUUGUAUUUGUGGAGCAACCCAAUAGAACCCUCUACUGUCUGCUCUGCCGAUCGGUUUUCCAGGACCCAGUCAUUACUCAGUGUGGGCAUACCUAUUGCAGGAAGUGUGUGACAUCAAGACAGUUUGAGAAGUGCCCUGUAGAUACCAUGAAGCUAGCUGUAGUCGUGAACAACAUCGCUGUGAACGAGCAAGUCGGAGAGUUGUUUAUCCAUUGCAAGUACGGCUGUAAACCAAGUCAAAUCAACCUGGGUGAUUAUGAAGUAGAUCCAGAGGGCUGCCCAUUCACCAUCAGGUUUAGUGAAAGAAAAGAGCAUGAGUCACAGUGUGGCUAUGCCACCGUUCGCUGCCCCAAUAAUCCGGAUUGUCCGCUCGUGCUAAAGAUGAAUCUGGAGUCACACCUAGUGAAUUGCAACCUCUGUAAAUGUGAUCAUCAGCGGUAUGGCUGCCACUUUGUAGGCACGCAGGAGCAGGUGGAAGCACACCUAUCGCAGGGUCAGUGCGCCUACGACAGUAUCAAGGACUUCCUCUCUGCCUCGGACGAUAAGAUCCGCGAGCUCCAGAUGACCAUCCACCAGAAGGACCAGGAGAUUGGGUUCCUGCGCUCCAUGCUGGGAAAGCUCUCGGAGAGGGUGGACCGGCUCGAGAAGUCCAUGGAGAUGAAAAUAAACUACAUGGACGAAAAUAUCAACCGAGUGGAGAAGACGAUUGUCGACCUGGACGAGAACCAGAGGUCGAUCUCGGAGGAGGUCAUCGACCACGAGAGAAACUACACAAUGGUCAACAGAGAGCUGGCCGUCAUUAACGCCAGGCUCAACUCAGGAGCGGCUGGAGCCUAUGACCCACAGCAGGUGUACAAGUGCAAGGGAACCUUCGUAGGACACCAGGGUCCCGUCUGGUGUCUCUGUGUCUUCGGAGACCUCCUCUUCAGUGGUUCCUCGGACAAGACCAUCAAGGCCUGGGAUACCUGCACCAACUACACGUGUCAGAAGACGCUGGAGGGUCACAACGGCAUCGUCCUGGCUCUAUGCACCCAUGGAAACCGUCUGUACAGUGGAUCUGCAGAUUGUACCAUUAUGGUUUGGAACAUUGAUGCCCUGGAAGUCGAGAAGACCAUCAACGCUCAUGAGAACCCUGUCUGCACGUUGGUGGCAGCAAACAACAUGCUCUUCAGCGGCUCGCUGAAGGUGAUCAAGGUCUGGGACCUGCACACGCAUCAACUCAAGAGGGAGCUCACCGGACUCAACCACUGGGUCAGGGCGCUGGUCGCUAACGGCAACUAUCUAUACAGUGGCUCCUAUCAGACAAUUAAGGUAUGGGAUCUGAACACGCUUGAGAUUGUACACAGUCUGCAGACAAGUGGGGGCAGUGUUUACUCCAUCGCUAUCACCAACCAUCACAUCAUCGCUGGAACGUACGAGAACUGCAUACACGUAUGGGAUAAGAAUGAAUACACCCAAGUAGAGACCCUAACUGGACACGUUGGUACCGUCUAUGCUCUAGCCGUCAUCAGUGCACCGGGCAUGACUAAGGUCUUCAGUGCUUCAUAUGAUAGGUCAUUAAGGGUAUGGAACAUGGAGAAUAUGAUCUGCACCCAGACGCUGAUCAGACAUCAGGGUAGCGUGGCCUGUCUGGCCGUCUCGAGAGGGCGCUUGUUUUCAGGAGCCGUUGACAGCUCAGUAAAGGUUUGGCAGUGAGAUGAUGACACUAGGAUAUGUUUGAGAUGUCAGACGUCAUUCCGAGCCCGAAAGAGAACAAGAGGUCAAAGGUCAUAACCUCUGACCUUGUAGUGCAUUGGACAUUGGAGUUGUGAAUACAGGGGAUGCUUGAAAGAAGGAAUUUUUCUUCUUUCCCCCGCCCCCUUUUUUGUACGAGAGAGUUGUUAGUGUUUUAUUGGUAGAAUUUGAUAGAUGUGUACGGAGGUAAUUGCUGGUUUUCUUCACAAUAUUGAAAAAUGUGGAAAACCAGUGAUUUUCAAUAUUUUUGAGUUAAAACAAAAAAAAAGAAUCAAAAUUUGUUAUUUCAAAGAUUGUUUUUACACAUGCAAGAUUUGGCAAUAGAAUGAGAGCAAAGAACUAAGGAUGGAAUAAAGGAAAAGACAAACAUGUAUGUUGUAAGUCUUGGUAUUUCGAUAGACAAGUUGAAAUGCCCUUUGUAUUGUCAUUACAAAUAAACCAAUAAAACGCUGCUCUUUGUGAUGAGCACGGCAUCCUAGCGCGGAUCUGAAUAUGUGAA